CAGCGACGGCAUCGCAGCUGACCGCGCCGCCGCUCCGCACCUCGCACAGUACUGCGCCGCGCCGCGCUACGCCACCACACUCCACACUGCGCGACUACCCGCGCCGACUUCCGAGCAGCCUGCACGCCUGUGGCGACCGGACAUGAAGGGCUGGUUCGACGCCUUCAGGAGCGAUGGCGGGCCCACCCUGUACAGCCAGAGCAACCGGACAUCCGUCACGGGUGACGUCACCACGGUCACGGUCUGCCUCGUCUUCUUCACCGUCUUCCUCGCUUUCCUCAUCAUCUUUCCCGGCGUGCGCAAAGAGAGAUUCACCACUUUCACCAGCGUGACGCUCAGUCUGUUCGUCGGGACUGUCAUCCUAGUGGCUAAGUACGGCUCCUGCUGGCACGUGGCUUCCGCCAACAUCGUCAGCAGCUACCGCGCCUUCUCCAAGGAGAAGAUGGCGGUCACGAUAGGCGCAUACAUAGGCCUCGAGCACGUCAACGUCACCCUCACCGCGACCGGCGGGGGCAACGGGACGCAAGACAUCGACUUCAACGAGCGCUUCCGGUGGGGGGGCCCCGGCGAGAUGGGCGACAGCUACCGCGAGGCGCUGGUGCGCGGCCUGCCCUUCCCCAUCCUCACGGUGGCCGAGUACCUCAGCCUGGGCCAGGAGGGCUUCGCCUGGGGCGGCCGCUACCGCGCCGCCGGCUACUACGGGUCCAUCUUCCUCUGGGCGGCGCUGGCUUCGUGGGUGAUGAUGAACCUGCUGCUGGUGGUGGUCCCGCGGUACGGCGCCUACGCCAUGACGGUGACGGGCGUCCUGAUGGCCGCGUCGGCGCUCACCUACUGGCUGCUGCUGCCCGCCGCCCCCCUCUGCGUGCAGUUCGAGGCGGGCGCGCUGCACUUCGAGUUUGGGUGGUGCUUCUGGGUGGUCAUCAUCGCCGGUGCACUCUGUGCUUUGUCUGGGAUCGCCAUUGCCACAGUCGACAUGGUGUUCCCACAUCGCUUCUCCACUAUCCUCGAAGUGGAUUACGACACGCCGUAUGACCGUCACAUCAUUAUCGAGGAAAGUCAUGACCGUAAAAACGCCGCAGCAGCGCACCGCCUCGAAGCGCCGCCAGGGGCGGGUCUUGGAACGAGGAUUCUCAGGCGGCUGUCGAAGCGCGAGCGCCUGGAGGAGCGCCAGGGCGUGGACAACGAGGGCUUCGAGAUGGACCCGCCCAAGUCGCCGUGGCGCUACCCGUUCCCGAGGCCCGGCCCCCCGCGCGCCGACCUGCCGCCGCCCUUCCGCAGGACUAUCUCGCAGGACUCUGCCGCCAGCUCGAGCGGCGCCUCCAGCCUGGGGCUGUCCUUCCUGCAGCGCGAGUGCGCCGCCGCCGCCGCCGCCGCCGCUCGUUGCCAGUGCUAA
Molecule: messenger RNA, 1393 nt
Organism: Schistocerca piceifrons (Central American locust)
Lineage: Eukaryota; Metazoa; Arthropoda; Insecta; Orthoptera; Acrididae
Product: dual oxidase maturation factor 2-like
Exons: 9
Coding region: 143-1393 (416 amino acids)
Biological process (GO): protein transport
Cellular component (GO): endoplasmic reticulum membrane
Source: RefSeq, a predicted model, not a curated record